AUGGCCGAGUCUAUGCUUGCCAUGAAUCAGUUACUAAAAUGUCUUUGCUCUGAACCCAGCAACGCUACUGAAGAUGAUCCUGCCUGCAAGACCUGUUCUAUGGAUGCUUUGAGUGCUUCAGAAGACGAUGGAGAGGAACCUGACAAGGACAUCACAGCCUUUUGUGGCAACACAGCCGAUGGCACCCCCAACAAAAAACGUGCUUGAAUAGAGCAACCAGACAACAAUGACCCAUUGUUGUUGGAAAUCAUGGAAAAUUUCCUUGACGCUGAUGAAAUGGGUCCAGCCAUCGACAAAAGUUUGCCAACUUUGUUAACAGCCAGUGGUCCAAAAAAUUAUUGUAGUCCUAACUUAAGGAUAAGGUGAUGAAAUAUUUACUGUGAGACUCUCAUAACUCAGUGGGACAACCCUGAAAUUUGGGAUAACAUGACCAACCCAGUGAUACUACAUGACCUGUGAUCCAUGCAGAAAACUAUUGGCACCAUGGUUCUGUCUUGUGAAAAUCUAUAGAGCUCCUGCUAAAAAAUGAAGAAGUCAACCGGUCAGGUCAGACACUGACACUCAGACACUUGUAAAAAUGAACGCUGAUGCAAUUGCUCUUCUAGUUCAUGCUCAUAUCAAGCUGUCCCACAGCCAUAGGGAAGGGAUUAAACUGCAUCUGCACAAGGACUUCGCAGAGCACUGUUCCAGUAACAACUUUUUUGUUCGGAAAUAAUUCGCAAACCCAGCUGAAUGAUAUAUGAACCUCCAACAGAACAAAUACAAGUGCUGUUGGAAGUUGAAGCACAAGCACUUUUGCUAAGGGACCCCCUUCACGAAACUACCACAAGUCUGGCUGCAGUGACAAACCUUUUUCAUGGAAGAGCCACCAGUGGAAAACAGAUUGACGCCUUCUUUCCGUCAGCAGGAUCAAGGGAAGAAACAAUAUUGAUUUCCACUGACACAAUAACAAACCUUCAGGUAACUAAUCUUCCAUUAUCUAUGCCCAACCACUUUACGUAAAUGAUAAGGCGCACAGUUUCAAUAACUAUACAAAGGCUCUGACCCUUGGAAUGAAAAUAUUUGUUCUUGGUAAUUUAAACUGUGAUCUAUUGAGGAGCUGUCGUGAAGGAAACACUUUGAAGAAAUUGUACACCUUAAACCUUACUCAGCUUGUAACUUCACCAACCAGAGUUACAUUUCAAUCAUCUUCCAUUUGCAAGGAAACCAGAGUGGUUGAGUGCCACAUUAGUGAUCACUAUCUAACUUACAGCGUACUUAAUCUCAAGCUACCCAAA
Porites evermanni is the source of this 1277-nucleotide messenger RNA. The record is from the annotation of a GenBank genome assembly. NCBI's taxonomy places the organism in Eukaryota, Metazoa, Cnidaria, Anthozoa, Scleractinia, Poritidae.